Xyrichtys novacula (pearly razorfish) is the source of this 44680-nucleotide messenger RNA. Lineage: Eukaryota; Metazoa; Chordata; Actinopteri; Labriformes; Labridae. The record is from the annotation of a GenBank genome assembly.
GGCAUUAACAUUCCAGUUUGAGGUCCAUGUGUGUGCCAUGUGAGCUGGUACAUGUGUAUGUUGUGUGUCUGUGAGUGUGAGGAGCCUAAGUGAUUGAUUAUCCCAGAGUGAGUGCAGUUAAGAUGAAAGUGGCUAAGGACUGCAAGGAUGAGCUGGUGUGGUCUGUCUCUGUCUGUGUGUGUGUGUAAGUGUGUGUGUGUUUAGUGCCAUGUGCAGCCAGGCCGGGGAAGUAUGCAGGUCAGGGCAGGGGGAAUGUCAGGAAUGCCAGUGUAACUCAAACUCGCUUCUACAACUGGAGGCAGCUACUACCUGGGCAUAUAUUUGUACCAAAGGUGGGCAGAAGUCUUAAUCUAUGUGACUGCCAACAAACUUAACCAUAUAAGGAGUCAUACUUGCUAGCCUAACACUAGCAUCAUUAAUGGUCACCAUGUAGAGAUAUAUGUAGUUGUGUUACUCAGCACAAAAAGUACCGAAGCACCUGUACAGAAAACAAAACUUUCCUAAACACCCAGCUGUUCUCAUAUAAGCAACACCCCCUGAAUCCUGUUCCCAGGCUUUGGUAAGCCUUUCAUUUGAUAUCACAACAUAUCUAUGACCCCCCUCACCCUCCUCCUCACCCUCCCUGUCUGGCCGGCUUUUUCACAACAGCCUGUUUUCACUCAGCAGCCCCGACAAAGACUGGUGAAAUAAUUACAGCUGGGCCUAAACUCAGCAAGUGUUUGUCUCCUGUAAUCUCCACCAAACCAACCAGCAGGGACCGUGUCAUAGGAAGAGGAGGAAGAAGUCGAUUGUUCUGAAAACGAGAGGCCGAUGACAUCAUUUCAAAGAGCGCUCAACACUCACCGUAAAUGAGCAACAAAGUAAACUGGCUGUAAUGUAAGCAGCCGGCCCAACGUCAACAAAAAAUUAUCACCUGUCUCCCUCCAUUCACCUCUCGCUUUCUUUCUGUCCUCAAAGCAAAAAUUCAUUUUGUAUAUCUAUAUUUGCUGAACAGUCAUGCUAUGUUUUAUUUUGUCUGUAUAUGCCAGUUUUGAGCUGAAACAUUUGGCCCGUUUGAGCCAGGAUGUCUUUUGUGACGGGAGGGGACAACAGGAAGACUGCUUGGGGUUGUGAGGAAGUGAGUAAGUCAGGGGGAGGGAGGGAAGGAGUUAGGGAAUGGGAGCGAAGGAGAACAACAAAUAGUUAGUCAACGCAAAAGUAUGAGGAAAACAAAGAAACAGGCAAAUGAAAACAUUGAGAAUAGAGGGGGAAAAAAGGAUUAUAUUUUUAUGAUAUGAAUACAAGGGCUGAUUAGGUUUACAUAUGAAGCAGUGUAGUAAAGAUGCUCCAUCAGCGGAGAGGUCAUUUGAAGAUGAGGCUGCUGUAAAUCGCAGUGACAGCUGUGGGUGACUUAUGCGGGAAGUGUAGCAUGUAAAUCACUGUGUUGCUAAUACUACUACUACACCCUCAAGUGCUUAAAGCCGCUUCAGGGAAAGGGCCGCACAGAGUAGAGCGGCUUCUCAGGAGAAGCAAGGGAAACACGGACACAUAGAGAUAUUUACAUACGCUCAGACAGACUUCCUGGCAUUGUCAGCCUGAGAGCGUUGAUGUCAGAUCCACUCCUUCCUGUGCAGAAGGGAGAACGCCAUGCGAUGACAAUGGGCCCAAACAGGACAAAGAGGAAAUGUUUAAAUUUAGGCCCCUUCUUCCACCAUCUCCUCUUUCACGGCUAUGGGGUACUGGAGCUGUUUAGUUUUUGUGAAUUCCUCCAGAUUUCCCCCUGAGCUCCCUCUCCCCAUUGUGUCAUUUCAAUGGAAAGAUUUUCACAUUCAACACAAAUCCCAGAGGAGGAUCAGCUAGUGAGACCAGAGUUCAGUCAAUCACUUAUUUUCACUGAUGCUCUCUUAGAAAUUAUAAGAGCCUCUUUAAAUACACGUAAAUUAGAUAUGGGGGAAAAAACAAGUUUGAAAAAGACAACAACAAAGAAUUUGGAGAAUGAUAACUGGAUUACAACGACAGCGAAAAGUCAUGUUCUACAGGAUAGACUUCCCUUAGGAGUGAAAAAUAAUCCUGACUAAACUUGAUCUAUAUCAUAACAACCACACUUAAAAAACAUGACAACAAAUUCAACAGUUCCUGAGUGUGUGUCUGAGUGUGUGUUUUCCCCGUGUAUGUGUGUGUGUGUUUGUGUGUGUGUCGGUGUGUAUGCAGAGGGUGUGUUAGUGUGUGAGCUGCUCUGUCUGCGUGAGAGCUUUAUCACAAAUCAGAGUGUCGGCGUCUGCAGGAGCUAACAGGGCAAGAGUUCACCGGUCUGUCGCUAACUCGGGGUGUUUCUCUCACUUUGACGAGAGCUAACGAAGUUUAGAGGCAAAAAAUUUAAAUAAAAAAUCCGAACACAUGAGGUCUUCAAAGGAGUCCCUGUCCGCGACGACGUUGCCUCAGCCUCGCUCGUGGAUAAAAGUUAAGCCUGUGGAGUACACUGGAUAAGUUCAGGCGGUGUGAACUGCGGAGUUGUGUUGACUUUAAGGACUGCGACAGCGAUGCCCCUUUAGACGGGGAAAGUUUGUGUGAGGUAAGUUUAGUCACCUUUGACGGCUAAAUAACACCAUAUAUUAUUAUUAAGGGCAACACUUCACAUGGAAGUUAGUGGAGUUGUUGAAAAGUGUCCUGAACGAAAGGUUAAUUUAGUUUAAAGCGGAAGUAUUAACACCAUCCAGGCUAAUAAACCCUGCAGUAAUAUGACAAAUUUCACUUUAAUGCCAAACAAAUGACAUGACACUAGCUAUGUUUAACAGACUGACAAAACUGCUGAACACACACUUAAUCCCUGUUUGGUUUCAGUUUCAGAUAAAAGACGACUUUUUGAAAAGCUGUCAAUGUAUUUUUUUAAGAAUAAAACGAGUUUAUUUUCACGGUAGCUUUUUUCCAUCUCUACUUUAUAACAAAGAAAAAAGAAAAAAACUUUAAAAUGCUAUUUCAGAUGCUAAAAGAGGAGCUUGCAUGUCUAUUAAUUUCUUAUGGCGUUCCUGAUUUUCUAAAUGCCAGAGUGACUCCAUUACAUUUCCUCCUCAAAAAGCUGCCCAUAAAAGAGCUUAUAAAUAGCUUUAAUCGUGACAUUUUGCAAAGAGGCUAGCUCAAAGGCGAUACAUCUUCAGUGAUGACAACAAAGACGUGUGCUAGUAGCCCCAAUUACAGGCAGGGUGUCCAUACAUUAAAGGAGGAUCAAAUGGAGGUAAUUAACAUGUGUCGUACUUGUCGAGCAUCCUCUUCCUCAGAAGGAGCUUAUCUGAGCUGUGAUGAUGAUGAUGAUGAUGAUGAUGUCACAGGCCUGAAAUAAACCAGACAUCUCCUUAGUGAGUGUUUCCAUGACAACACAGCCUCCUGGUUUAAACGGUGGAUGGGGGACUGUGUCUCAAAUAAUUACUUUGGAUAAUGUUGACCAAGUAUGAGGUGGGGGGUGUGAGGUGACUGUUGACUCAUGCUACCAAAGCCCUUUAUUGUUCACACUGAACUAAGAUCUCUAAUGCCUUCACUUUUUAGUGUGUUCACGAUUAAAAAUAAUGAUUAGGGGAGAGUGGGGUAAGAUGAGCCAUUUUUCAUAUUUCAGAUCACUACAUCAAGGCAAUCAUAGUUUUGUUUCUAACGAGUGUAUCUGCAUAUAUUUCAAGAUGUUGUGCAUCUCUGCAAACCAACAGAAUGAGUGUAAACAUAAUUGUCUUGAUAAUAUAGCAUGCCAAAAAAAGUGGUCUCCUAUGGUCAAGAGAGGGGGUUAAGCCAUACCCCCCCCCCCCCACACACACACACACACACACACACUCUCCACCCCAGCCCUCACCUUCUCUCUUCCUAAAUUACAGUCACUUCAUGUUUAUUUUUAUGUAUUAUAGGUUAUUCAACUGGUACAAUAAUUCUUUUUAUUAUUAUUGCAUAUAACUGCUAAAAAACUGUAUAAAAAAACAUUUUAACAUGAGAAUGUCUUUAAGUGAUUCAGAACAUUCUCAGCUGUAUUUUUUAAAAGAAAAAGUAACACAUUUCAACAAUCUGAACUGAAACUCUGAUCCUCUCAUCAGACUCCUUUAUGGCUCAACUUACCCCUGAACUACUAUUAUGACUUUAUUAGUCCUCUAAGCUAAAAUGGUGGACUUUUAUGCUAGGUUUUUGACAUCAUGUUGUAGCUCAUAGGUACCAAUUGAUGUAUAAAACAAAUGUAAAAUGAUCUUUUUUGGUCUGAACACAAUUCUAAUAAAACUUAUGGCAGACUAAAUUCCCUUUCAAGAGUGAAAAAUGUUUUUUUUUUGGAAAAUAAAUGUCUAACCCUUCACCCAUGUGCUUCUAACCUUCACAGACUCCAUGAAUUGAUGCCCAUCUCCUAAAUAUUUGGUCACAUGAUCAAUUUCUUUUACCAUUUCCAAGCAACAGGGGGUGGCUGAACUUACCCUUUGGCUCAACUUACCCCUACAUUGAAAAUAUCCAACCUUCUUUUUGGAACAUUUAUUUUGACAUGGUUUGGCUUUUAAGGCCUACAUUUAUAGGCAUUCUCAGUGGGUCAGAAACAAACAACCAAACAUGUCAUGAGAUGAUAAAGGCAGUCAGUUUAAUGCCAGUCGCCUAAAAUGUGGUUUUGUUCCUCCAGGUAUUUUGAGAGAGGAGAGUGAGGGGAGAGAGACAUGAUGUCCAUUGGGGCUGAUAGCUGACACUGUAGAAUGAGAGAGGAUGGAGCAGACAGACAACCCUGCCCCUGAGAGCAACAACCCUAAUGGGUUUGUCAACCGAGUGUUUAAUGUUUCUCUGGAUGUGGAGAAUGAGACCAGCAGUGUUUAUAUUCAGGAGACUGGGCCAGGGCCUGCAGAAGGGCAGGGAGAGACCCAAGCUGCCUCUUCUCAGACCCCUGUCAAGGACAGACAGGAGGUCAACAGGAGGCCCCGUGCCACAGGGGGCAUCUGGAAGAUCUUGAACCGAAAAAGAGCUGUCUCAGAGCUGGAGCGCAGACCCCACUCCAUGAUCCUGCCCGGGGAGGCUUCCAUCCCGAAACUCUCAUUUGCUGACAAAGUUCGCUCUUUCAAGAAGCUCAAGUCCCCCUCGGUGUUCAGAGGAAAGACAGGAAAACUGUCAACUUCCAAGUUCAGCAGCUCUUUAGUGGAUGAGGAAUCCUUCUGCCGGGAUAUAGGAACUCCUCAGCAGACCAGCAGGGGCACACUUAAACACAGUGGAAAGAGACACUCGUAUGCAGGCUACACGGCUGAAUUUGACUGUUCAUUCGAAGACCUCGACCUCACUGCUCCUGUAGAUGGCCAACAGCGCACUGUACAGAGCGAGACCGUGACUCAGAACGGUUGUAAACCCCCAGAGCGGCUUAGCUAUAUAAAAAGAAACCACAACUACUCAACAAAUUGUAACAAAACAACCACUGUCUGUGAAGAACCGAAUAACCAAUGCAGUCCAAGCACCAGACAUAGUAGAACUAAGAGGCACAAAGAUGUGUGGAGUUACCUGAGAAGGAUUUCACUUUUAGGGAAGACCAAUCCGGUCUUCUCAGAGAGGAGCUUUGACUCUGAGCUUCCCUCUUUGGAUAAAACCCUAGACUCUGACUAUGGUUCUGUAGACUUUGAGAGUGUCAGAGACUUUCAACCUGUGCCCCCAAAACACUCUGAAACAAAGGGACACUUUGGGGGUUUGUUUAAGUUUUUCAACUCAGUCGCAGAGACAGCCAGGAAAUGGCGGACAACAUCACACUCCUUCUCUCCCCCAGAGGGAGAGAGGACUCAGAUGAGCUCCCCUAGGGCCGUACAGCGCACAGUGGACAACAUUCAUAGUGUGUCCCUGACACUCCACAGUGAAGGACUCCCACAACCCCAGCCUCCUCCGUCAUCACCAGUGACUGCUAAAUCCUCACACUGCAGUAGUUUUGAUAGUGAGGCUCCAGCACCUGUAGCAGGUGGAGGAUCCCCUAAGGUGAUCCUCAAAGCCUUUAGGACAUGCCAAGGAUCUCAAGCUGCCAAUGGCUUUAGGAGUUCUGAGUGCACAGACAAGUAUAUGGACAAAGAGGGAAACCACAUAUCCACAACCAUAGUAGAAAAUCAUAUCUCCCAAUCGGGUCCAAGCACAGAGACUAAAAAAGAAGCCGAGGUCGAAGGGGCGCCAGUUAACUGCGCCUGUGAGGAGGAAAAGGUAGAGAGACAGCCAGGAAAUGAGCAGGAUUCCAGGGAUGCUCCACCUGACUCCCACCAGGGACAGGAAGUGAAUGUCCAAUCACAACAAGGUGAUAAAGAGAGCACAACCAAUAGCGUGCCAGCAUCAGAUUCUACAGAGGAAAUAUUUAAGGUAUGUGACUUAAAAAAAAUAUAAGAAGCUCUGAUCAUAAAAUUUCAAUAAAUGCAUUCCUUAAAGAUAGCAUUGAUUUGUACUUCAGAUAAGGAGUUUUACAUGUUCAGUGUCUCACAUUAAUGCCAUACCUACAUUUCAUUGCAGGCGUCUUACACAUCAUUAACGUUGCUUAAGGCAUGCAUCAUAUAAUUACUGCAUAAAUGCUACAAACAUCAUUUAUGUAACAAUUUUAACCAUGGUCAUGCUUCUUUUCCUAAAAACCAUAAACAAACAACUGGCUGUACAUGGUACCAGAGCUGUUCCUUGUUUCCUCAAUACAUGACUCCUAGGUGUGGUUCGUUAACUGCCGUGGAGUUACAAAAACAUUCAAGACUACACAUAGCCUGUGAGGACAUGAAUUGAGCACCUACUCUAAAGCUGUACUUUUGCCCCAUCUAUUGGAGAGAGAGGGAAACAGUCAGUAAUUACAGUGCUGAAUAACAACACGUUACAGGAGUUUGUCCUUUCCUGCGAGACUGACUGCCUUGUGUCGCAUGCAAGGAAACCCUAGUUCCCAUAAAGCUGGCCGUGUGUGGCCGCAGUAGCCCCUGAGCUCUGUGACGUCUGCACUUUAUGACAGCACCCUUCCCUUCUCACUCCAGUGGAAACAUUAGUCAUCUCCCUUCUAGUCACACCAACGAGUCAGGACAUGUUAGCCCAAACUCCUAAUGACAGAAUGAGAUGUGACAUCUCAAUACUCAGCACACUUUUCAUAGGGGUUUAUUAUGCAAGGGCAUGAGUUGUGGGAAUCUGUGUUGUGGGAAGGGUGUUAAAAGUGCGGUCUUGCAAUAAUUUGAGAGAUGGGAUUAUUCUAGGAAAACCCUUCUCCCUCAUCACCAACUGUUUACAUGUUAAAUCUACUUGUUUAUUGUUUUGCUACUCUUAAGUUUAACUACCAAUAAGGGGCAGUCUUGGCGCUAGUGAGCAACCACUCAGGUACUGCAAUUAAAGCAUGAGCUCUUAGAGGGUAGCAUCUUUUGAAAAGCAUUAUGGGGUGUAUUUGUUGAAUCUGUAGAGACAUUCCUCUCAAGUCCCAACACAAGAAAUGCAUUGUUGCACCAUUAUCUGGGCCAAACCGCUGAGUAUCUGUGCCAAUCACAGCUGUGUGAGCAGAUUGCCAGCCAGACUGGCUGCAGUGUAAGGCAGCAGUGCCCAGCCGGGCCCCACUCUAGCACAGAGAAGACCUCUGUACCUACCAGGCCCCUGCGCCCUCGUCCCCGCCCGGCCUCAGCUGUACUGGACCUCUGGAGGCCCAACCCGGACCGAGAACUCUACAGCCAUUACAGUGAGGUUGGCUCUCUGUGUCGGCGGAGACGAAAGGCGGCUCCCUCAAUGCAACCAUCUCCCGGGUACAGACGGACGGCUGCUCGCUCCAGGCCCUGCUCUGUCAUAGAAACCAGUGUCACUAGGGAGACUCAGUCCACGGAGCUGCACCACAGAGUAAGAUGCCUAAUGACAAAAACACAGGCACCAAACUCACAGAAAUAUCACAUGAAAUAAAUAUACUGCGAGUAAAUAAUAAUGUGUGUAUGAAGGAGGUUUAAAGAUGUUAUUAUGAUGCGAAGAAAUUAAAGUACACUGUGAGAAUCUUGCUGGUGGAACUCACUAACUCAGCGGUAAAUAUAGCCCAAGUCCAUAAUGAAUCAAACACUAACCACAGGCUUUGAAGGGCAGCCCAGUGCUAACCCAGUAUUUAUACAACGUUCACUGUUAGCUGCAACAAUGCAUGCAUGCGCUGCCCCAUUUAUAGAGGCCUGUAUUUCUGGAUUGCUGCUUUUCCCUCAGCUCACCUCUCCCUCUCUUUCUCUCUCUCCCUUUUCUUUCUUUCUUUCUUUGUGGCCUCUCUGUCUCUACCUCACUCCGUGCUUUUUUUUCUGUGGCCAAUUUUCUGCCUCAUCGCUCCCAUAAGCUCCACUUCUCAUUGCCCUAACUCAGAGUCACUUCAUUUUAACCUGAGAGACCGCCCGGUUGGCGUGAUGUAUAGUCUCUCAUGGUUUGCUGCAGGGCAUGCACAUCGGCCACUGCACUAGAAUAGACUUGGUGUAUGUGAAAUAGCUUAAUUUGCAGCAAAAAAGGGGGACAGGACAGUAAAGGAUGGAUCUUUUUAUUAAAGUGAAGAACAGGGGAGUGUGUGAAUUCAACCUUGUAUGUGAGUGUCUGCAUCAAAGUAUCUCUAUAUGGAAUAUAGGAGAUGCCCUAACUAUUCAGUACCCUAUAGGCCUUGUCUCGUCCCCCUGGUGUGUCACCGUUAGAGCCCCCACUCAGGGUAUCUCUACAGCGGUGCCGCUCUUUACCACUGCCCCCCAGCACUCUCACUGCCCUGGCACUACUCCUGCCUCAGUCAGGUACCUUUUUGCAUAUGAUUAUCUUACAUUAAUAUGCAGACUGUUGAUUGGUUUCUGUUUGUUGAAUUGAUCGUCUGUUUGCGUGUCUGUCUCCAUGUGUGCAACCCCAGACAUCGGUCAGUCCUCAUCGUCAGUCCGUCUGCGCUCUGGAGGCUCUGGGAGCUGCAGGAGGCGGAGGCUGUUGAGACCUGGUUCGGAACCACUGCAGGUCAACAUUGUAAGUCCACCUAACACACUCAUCAACACACAAGUUAAAGCAGUGUGAUCCAGUUACUCUUUUAUUUUCUGGUUUCAUUUUAAGGCCUUAAAAAAUAAAAAAGCACAGAUUUUUCCAUUAAAAAAACACUGAGACCACUUUCAAAAAGUCACACACAAAAACACAUCCGUAAUACUAAGUUUGUUCAUCCCUGGCAAUAUGUUAGCAGAUGUAGAGAGGAUUUGGAUGCAUAAUAGAGGGGAAGAAUGACUAAUAAAUAACCUCUUACUGAUAACGGUGAUAUGGAGAUGACAGAGCAGUGGUCACCGUUUCAUCAGAUAAACAUGGUACUGAUCCGUGAAGACGGUGGCCACAUGGAUUAAUCACAUCCCUUACCCGUAGGCCAUUACUCAUUUGAAUCCGGUCCUGGACAUUUCCUUAAACUCAAGAGAGCAGGUGCAGACAAAUGGGCUGAAUUUUGCAGCAGAACGAUGAAUAGCAUUGAAUUCCUUUCCUGUACCUGGUGUGUUGUAAACGGUGAGAAGUGUCUUUUGUCUGUCUGGUGUGUAGAAUUUUCUUCAGCACACUUGAGAGUUAUACUACUCAAGAAGAGAAACCAGGCAUUUCAGAAUCAGCGCUUUGAUGUGCAAGUGUCCUCAGGGGGGAUUCUCAUGCAAGGAGAUGCAGAGUUUCUCUGAAACAUCCUGACAAGGAAGUGAACUGUUCUGAACUGUGUCCAACAUCUUUAUCAGUAAAACUGCAAUGAACGAGGGAUGAACGCUAUUUACUUGAUCAGUGUAAUUUCAAUCUUUACUUUAGAAAAUAGACACACACUCUUCAGUUAAGUUAGGAAUAUAAUACAUUAUGUUGAGACAUUUCUGAUGUGAAAGUUAUGAAUGAGCUAUGUGAGCACAGCUAACAUUUUAUACAGCAAAAUCAAAUUCAGGGUAUUAGCAUGGAGUCAGUGAGAAUUCACCACAACACUUGAGGUACAAUAUGCAGCACAUUUCCACGAGACCCUGUCUGUCUGUCUGUUCAACUGUGGAAUUACAAGCCCCCAGCUUUCAGUCCUGACACAUCUUUGCACUGAUAUUUAGUAAACUGUGUCUUUAAAGGGGUGAUACUACUGCCUUAAGGCUUUGAUUAUAACUUCUUCUUGCUGGUCUAAAUAGUGUUUGUGAGCCACUGCACGUUGUUGCCAUGACACUCGCUGGCUCCUGUUCAUCUUCUUGCUUCUAUCUUUAGGCAGCCUUUUUAAGUGUGAGCUAAAUAGAGAAAGUGUGUGGGUGAGAGAGAGAAAAAGGGGUGGGAGAGUAACAGAGAGGGGAAGAGAGAUGCUCCCUUUGUAUGUGCACUUUUGUGUCAUGGCCCUCCCCAGGGGCUGGAAACAUGGACUCACAGAACUGGGAAUGUCUUGUGUCUGUUUUGAAUGGCUUUUCAUUUGUAGAUCAUUUGCAUCAGACCUAAAUGCUGUGAUUUAUGACAGCGUUUUGAGCAUGAAGGUUGCAUACUCAUAUUUAUUCACCGUUAGCAUAGAAUAUGACAUAACAUGGUAAGCCCGCUGUUUUGCGGUCACGUGGAUGGGGGGAGCGUAUUUUGCUGUUUAUUUCGGGUAAGUCAUGCAUUGUUUAUUUGUUAUGGAUCUAAUGUCAGGAUCGGAUCUGCUGUUUGAAAUACAGCGUGGUGUGUGUUACACUCUUCCUGUUAGGAUGACUGCCGGAGCCUUGAGGCCGCAGGCAGAGAGAAAGCAUUCUCACUGCAGUGGAUUAGCUGCUAAUGCUGACGCCUCUCUUCUCCCUUUCAUUUAAAUGGAUUUCUCCCCCAGUCACUGCCCUCUCCUCUCCUCUUUCCUCUCCUCUCCUCUCUUCUCCUCUCCUCUUCUCUCCUCCUCUUCUUUAAAAAAGUAGCAAUACCAGUUUUUGAUAAGUCCUAUGCAGAUGAGAGGACAGUUCUCUGUGUGUUACUAAUGCUGUGCCCGAAGCUCUGCUGUCAACUUGUCAGAAAAGGGAGACUGUCUUAUUAAGGGCUUCGUGCAGAUUAAGAGUUUCCACAGAAAUCUUAUAUGAUUAAGUUUGGGCUAACCUAGGUCUGUGUGGUCAUAAUCAUAUUAUGCAAUGCUAUCUAUUUAUUAUUAACGCAUGAGUCAGCAGGCAGUGGCCAGUUGGCCUAUUAGAGGGGCAGUGAUAAAAGGGACAAAUUUGGGUUGAACAAGUACUUAUGUUUUGAGCACCCGCUCUCAUAUGUUAAUGUAACCAUAUGCACAUAAAUUCUGUUUUACGUGCCCCCUAGGGAUCAAGUUCUUGAGCACACUGUGAUGAUUUUUUCAGCACAUACACACACUUCACAUGCUCUCCUUAUGGAUUCAGAAUCCAUCUGUCAGGGUGUAUGAGUCAUUGCAUUGACAGCAACAAUGUUUGGUAAAAAAUGAAUAGCCCAGGCUGCAUAUCUCUGUCAAACACACUGUGAAUGUGGCAUUUUUUUUCACAUUGGGUUUAUUUUAAACCCUGUUGAGACAAUCCAUGAGAAUAGGGCUUAAAAUAACUGCAUACAUGUACAGUCUGCACAAGGCAACCUAGAAUCUUUUAUCAGUGUUCAUUCAACAUUGCUUCCCACCCCUAGGCACAGGCACGUAUCCACUGUGUCUUUCUGCAGCUACUAGCUAAUGCUAUUUUUUAAGAAUGCGGUGGCUCUGGUAAAUAGCAGCGCCACUGACUGAAUCUGAGCAGGUGGUUGUGUCAGAGCAUCCCCAGGCUGUGUCUUCCAAAGAAUGGUUUCUGCCUGUCAGGUAUGUGAAUGUCUGCUGUGGUUGUUGUUGUUGUUAUAUGCAUAAGCAUGCAACUCCACGCUUGUGUGGUGUGUGUGUGUGAGGGUAUCUGAGUGUGUGUGUUCGAAGAAGGGACAGAAAGGCUCAGGGCCUUUCUCUUAUAUAACUGUCGAGAGGGUUUCCUGUUCUCCCUGCAAAAAACAUUUCCACUUUUACUUCAGAGGGCUGCAUGUUCCCGGGGACAGUGGGAGCAGUGCUCUGUGUUAAUUCACUUGCUCACUGGUGUAUCCUGUUUUACAGUAUCUCCACAUCAGAUCUAGUAUCUUGUCAGAGCGUGCAUGCCUCUGCAUGUACAGAUUUUUGUUUGCGUUUUUGGAGCACGUUCUAACCUAAGCAGGGCAGGUGAAUUUUUUUGCCGCCAGUGUCUCUCUCACUAUGUUUUGCUGCAGACACAGUGGGUAAGAGAGGGUGUAUCAGUAGAUAAUUUCAGUUAUGUCACAACGUGUUGUGGUUUUUGUUAUGAGACUCGUUGAGGCCUAAGGCACUGUUGUGCUUAUUAUCCUGCAUUAUUUGUAUCAUUUCUGAUAGUUUUCCCAGGCUGCUAAGGUGACUUUAUCCACAGUCAUCAGCUUCUGUUUAUGUCACAGAGUUUGUUUUCAUAGCUAUUGCAAAGCUUCACGUAAGACAUUUUUGGUUAUGACAGAAAAAUGACACCUUGUUUUAAGUAAUACAAACAUUCCUUAUCAUCCAAUAACACCAUCAUAGAGCAGACGCACAGACCAACAUCUGACUUACAACCUACAGUAACUUAAGCAGAAAAAGCUGAACUAUUCUGUUUUAAGCUGUUAAAAUUUUCAUGAAUCUUCUGUUUUCUGCCUCUCUUAGGCAAAAACCUGCAUCACAGGGUUUUCUAAAUAUCUGGUUUGGCUGAUUGCCAUUAUAACUUACAGUGUACUGUGUAUCAGCGGCUGAUGAAAUGUUAUGACUUUACACAUUUUAGAGCAAAAAUAGUGAGUUUUAUGCUGGGUAAAAUAAAAUAAAAAAUACCCUAAGCAUAAUUUGACCUUUGCCUUGCUCACUACAAUUACAUGCAUGGCCAACUCUCAUGCUGUCUGAGCAGAGUUCAACACCAACCCUGACAUUGUGAGCAAAAAAAAGAGGAAUGAAAGCAGUGAAGUAUUUACACUUAUUCAUGCUUAUAACUCAUCAUCUCAGGAUUUUACAUGUUGCUGCUUUACCAACACACAAACUGAUAUCGAGUAGUUCUGGAUAUUGUGCGUUUAAUGUCAGUGUACUCAGAGAUUGACCAACUCCAUGUCCCUUUCUUGAACGUUUACCUCCUGACCUGUCGGUUCUUAAAAUACAACAAUGACUGCAAGUCAGCAAAACUCUGACUUCAGUUAAGUAGAUAGUGCAUUACCCUAAUUAAAUGCAACUUUCAAACCACACAGCUAUGACAGGCAUCGCUCACAUGUGUACUAUUUCUAGACUUGUUUAUGACCUCAGGACAAAUCUCACGGACAUGACAAUGACCACUUAUGUGAGUAACGGUGAACCAUCAAUUUUUUUGAUGACAUUGGUUUUGUUUUUGAGAAUAGAAUAGAAUAGACUGUAAUAGAGUAGAAAACAGUAGUAUACAAGAGAAUAAUAUAGAAUAGAAUAGAAUAGAAUAGAAUAGAAUAGAAUGCUAUAUCAUGAAUAAAAUAGAACACACCAAAAUGAAAACUGAACAUAAUUUAGUAGAAUAGAAAAAUGUGAAAAGAAUAGAAUGUCUGAAAACAGAACAAUAGAAUUAAAAAAUGUAAUCGGAUAAGAAUAUUUAAGAACAACGAAAUAGAAUAAUAUUGAAAGAAUAGAAUUGAUUGUAAUAGUAUGGUAUAAAUAGAAUAGAAUAUAUUUUUUUAAAAAGUGGAAUAAAACAAUCUAAAAAGUGUAGAAUAUUUCCAAACAAUAGAGUAUAAUGGAGUAGAACAGAAAAAAAUCAUCAAAAAUAUCAAUCAAAAAUAGAGUAAUAUGAACAGAUUAGAAUUGAAUAUAUGAGAAUAUUGAAUAGAAAAGAGUAGAAUAGUUUGACAUGAACAGAGUAGAAAUUUUAAAGGAAUAUUGCAUUAUGAUAGCUAUAGAUGGAUAAAGAAUAUUGCACAUGAUGUGAGUAUAUAUAUUUCUUUCAUGAGAAUACUGUACUCAUAAAACUCUGAGUAAUAUAGCAGUUGUUGAUUGUUUUCAUUGUGCACAGUUAUAAGUAAUGGUUAUACAAUGGUUGUAAAUUUUGGUGGAUUGAGUAUUUGCACCCUGAAGAGAAUACCUUCCCUCAGUCUUGGUCUUGUUGUCCCUGUCCUAAAACAAUGAGACAGAAGCUAAGUGCCUGUACAGUGCUCUGAUAGUUAGAAUUUAUCCUGCAGGCCACUGAGAGAGAUUGGUAGUAUUUUUCUGGCAGCUGCCACUUCCUGUAUACAUUAUUUAACUUAACUAUUCUGCCUCUGACCUCUCUGGCUCUCUGCUACACCACAUGUGGCGUCAGAGUCAACCCUCCAUCACAUACACCUAUUAUGCAACCCCCUCGCUUCUUGUAUUUGUUCCUCAUUCCCCCUCUACUUCCACCCCCCUUUGUGUCUGACCUCAAAGCUGGUCAUACCUCCCUCCAUCACUCCUAUCUCUAUUUUCUCCUGUUCUCAGAUGAAGUUUUCUCUCCCCCACUGUUUUUUUCACUCCCACACUUUGUCCCUCCACUCCUCACUUCAUCCCUUUCCUCCCCUAUAGGCAUGCGAAAACACCUGCUUCCUGUGACCUGUCAUAUGCGUUCAUGUCCUUCUGUGCGUCCAUGCCUGUGCACAAUCAAGUACAUAAGAUAGUAAACAUUUUAGUGAAUGUUUUACAAGGCAGCACUAUAUCAGGAAGACUAGGAAGCAUUUGAUGGAAGAAACGGACCUAUCAGUGAGAUCUACACUGCUGAGAAACACAGAAUGCAAAACAACUCUGCACCCAAAUAUCGUUUCACUGCAGAGUUUUGCAUUUCAAUCCGAUGCUCUGCUUUUGAACUCUCGUGGUGUGGAAGCGCUGAGAAUGUAAAAUGAUUUCAGCUCUGAGGACAGGUGGAGCUGUAGAUUUUUCUUACACCAUUCCAGCCCCCUGUUACAGUGAGUUACAUUAGUAUGUAGUGUGCAUGAUGGAGAAUAAGAAGGCUGUAAAGCCAAACCCAGUUUUAUACUACCUUUCAUGAUGUGACCAGCCUCAAUUGUAAAUGGUACAAUCAAGUUUGUCUGCUCCCAAAGGAAAACAGUGAGAAUAUCCCAACACACUGCAUGCAGAUAUAGAAGCCAGAUAACUGGGGAAGGAUGGGAUGGAACUAUUGCUCUUACCUCCCAGUGUUUUAGGCGGCAGGUGGCUGACAGUACUCUGAUGAAUGCUGACACCAGCAAACACGCUAAGUACACUCACAACCGGUGCUGGAGUGGUACAGCAAAGCAGUGGCAGCUUAGGCAGCCAACCAAAUCCCAGCUUCGGUGAUUUGAUUUUAUCCCAAACUCUACAGCUGGCUCUCAAAUGACCAAUCUUUUGGUUUUAUUUGAGUACACACUGGCACCGGUGGUAAACAGACACAAAAAUAAAGAACAGUCUGUGUUUUCAGCUGUGUUCCUUAAUGCUUUCUUUUUGUUGCAGUUUGUGAGAGGCUACAUAUUGUCUUUGGGGAGCUUGUUACAGUAGCAGACGCACUGUUUAUCCUCUGUGGUAAAUUUACAGACAUUUCAAACUCACCACACAUCUAGUAAAGAGAAGGAAAGGGCAGGCCUCUGGGAUUUCAGUUUGCCAAUUUAGCGCAUUUUGUACCCUUUGAUAAGGUGUCCCAAGAUGCGUACGUCUAAAGCAAGCAACAUAUGUGUAAAAUAGAAUCAAGCCCACUCUUCAGAAAAAAAAGCAGCUUGGUAAUGAGAAAACAUUUAUGGAUUACCUAAAAGUAGUGAGUAGAUGAUAAAUAAAAACAGACUUUACAACAUGUAAUCGUGGAUUUUCAGAACAAGAUGACUAUCGUGGUAAAAGUGAUUAGCACAUUAAUCACAUGAGACCCCACAUAUGAUGACAAAUCACAGAUUUAACUCGCAAAAGGAGUGCAGCAACAUGACCAAUAAAACACACCACACACCAACAUUCUCACCUACAACCUGGAAAAAUUGAAGUUCCUUUGCUUUGGACACUAGGGUAGCUGAAUGAUGCCAGCAGCAGUUUCUGUUGAACUCUUCUACUUGUCCGUUCAAUUGUGGUGCGUUUUACAAGACACAGUGUAAAAACUCUGCUAUUGCUGCCACAAAUCAACAAGUUGAUCCCCAUAAUCCGUGCUGCAGGAUUAGUUAGCAUUUGUUCUGCUCCCUUCUUCAGUCAACUUGCGACCUAGUUGGCUAUUGUUUCAUUUCACGUGACAACCCAGAUUGUUCACACACCACAUACACACACAACAAAGCUUGCUUUGGGCUGUAAAUACUGAACAUCUUUGAUCAUCCUGAUUUGAGUUUAUAAAUACAAGAGGACUGGGUGGAGUGAAAUUACUCCUUGUGUACUUCACUCUGCAGGAAAAUCUGGCAAGACCCUUCAGAUAAUGGGGCCUUUGCUGACUUGGGAAUGACUGGGCCCAAGUUUGUCCUGAUGGUCUUGUGAGUCCAUGCUUUAGCUAUACAUUGCCAUGACACUGGAAACAGCAGGGCACAGCUAGACUGGAGCUAUUCUCAAGACAAAAGUUGUUUGACUGUGGUUUCAUUGCUAUUUGAAUUUUUAAUAGAGACAGAGGGAGAAGGCUGUGAAGUUUAGAUCUCUAUUAUUUUGAAUUUUUAAUGUCACAGUAAAUGCACACUCCCAAGGCAAAUAAAACAGAUUUGUCAGAGGAACAUAGAAAUGAUAGCAACUUCUUUUAGUACAGAGUGGAAACAGGUGAGACAUGGAUUAGAUAAGCUUCAUAUUUUGUGCUUCUCCUUCUGCAGGCUUGAGUUCAAAGGCCUGUUUUUAUUCCGCACGAGACUUUAUAUUCCCUCUAUUCUGUCAUUGUUUAUACAGACUCUGUGUCUCCUCUUUCCAUGCUAUGACUUCACAGUGUUACAGAGACUCACUUGGGGCUGACUGGAGAACACAGUUGCAGGGAACAUUCAGCUUGUUCUACAGUCUCUAAAACACACAGACAUUGCACUGGUUUGUCAUGUAACGAUAAUAAUCCAUUUUUUUCUGGUCCCGCAGCUAUGGCAUGAAUAAAUAGGAACAUUUCUCCCGGAGCCAUUCGGUCAAGUGUUAUGAUAUCACUUGGGCUGUCUUUAACCCUAUUUUCUCUACCCUACUUGGCAUGACCGACCUCUUUUAUCUCAUCUAUCACAAACUAUUUCUAGCAAUUCUCAAUGCUCUGACCCACUGACUCGCCUAACAGCCAAAUUGAGCUGAACGAAUAAACAGCUGAUGUCUGAACAAUGGUGACAAAACUGUGUUCAGGAAAAGUCCAGCAAUUUAUUUUUAGGGCGCUUUGUGGCUGAAAGGCUUGGGAGGAAGCAGGAAGCUCGUGUGGUUGUCGUGGGGUUGGGAGGGGAACAAAAGAAUUGGAGCAGACUGAAGGGGAAAUGGGCGUGGUGGGCUCUGCCGUCCAUUAGCCAAAUACCUACUGACCACAAAGAGAGUCAUGCUAGGACUAAAAUUACAAAUCUUUUUGUAGAAAUUCAAAGAAAAGCUGCAGAAAGAAAUAAGCUGGAGGAUAUUUCCCCUGAAGCAAACUGAACUCAGGGCAUUUGGCUUUUCCAUUUUGUGCCAGUGUGUGACAUUUUGUCUAAUGCCUGCAAAUUAGUUCAACUCGCGAUUGUUUUUCAAUCCCUUUUUGUUCAAAGCUGAGCGUUGCAAGCAUUGUACUCAUAAAGUUGGCAUUGUGUUGAUGGAUGAUGCCAAUAUUGUUGCAAACGACCACUCCCCAAAGUAACAGAGCUUCCUGUCUGCAUCCCACCAGGAUGAUUAUAAGUAUUAUUUGUAGAUGUGCCUCUGAGGCUUACAUGGAAUUAUUGCACUGAAGAAACAGUAUAAUUACACCAUGCUCUCCUCUGCAACAUUUCAUCAACCCUGUGAAAGGAGGGUGUCAGGGAUGUGCUUUGUGCUCACAUCUCUUUGUGAUUUUCAUUGACAGGAUCUGGAGGCACACUCAGGCUUUGGACAGAAUCCAGUUUGAUGACAUUAGAUCAGCCUCUGUUAUUUGCUGAUGUCAUUAUCAUCUCCCUUUGGCUUAAUUGGACCGUGACAUCCGAUGUGCGCUGGAGUAGCACUCUCACGAGAGAAAUGUCCCAAUCAAGUGCGGAGUGAGCAGCUGCUUCUCUUGGAGAGGGUCAGGGUCAUUUUGACAUGAGGGUGAAGGGUGAGAUCAUGAGAUUAAGAAUGCCAGUUUGAUGCAUUGGUGACUGUAAUAGGCAUUAGAUCACAUCCUAAUGAAGAGGGAGUAUGCUGCCACAACAUUAAGUCAUAAAAAAAUAACAAUGACCAGCUUUAGCCAAAAACUUGUAAGCUCAGGGAAGCCACAGGAAGUAGAGAUUUUAAAUACGAAAAGCUGAAACGAGCCCCUGCAGGAUCACAAAGAAAUAAGCCCUCUGUUUCUCUCGGUCUUAAUGCAGCACUCACAUGCUUGUGAUAUGACAUGUUUAUUUAUCAUUACGAUCAUUCAUCCUGGCUGCAGCUUCCCUUCUUGAAGUGGUUUCAGUAUAAAGAUGGAGAACAAUAGCAUAUCAUUAAAUACAGUAGAAGUAAAUAUGACACUACAGCUGUGUGGGAUCAAACAUUACGCAGCUAUCUUUGAAAUUCAGAGGCUUUUGAAAAACAAAGUCUCUCGUAUAAAUCUCUUUCUGCCAAGGCGCUGCAGGAAAUGUCUUUUCCUCCUCUUAAGAGUAAUUUUAAGAGAUAAACACUUGAUCUGGGUCGUUUUUACUGCUUUAAUGUGAUGUAGCCUAUUUGCCAUUUCUUAAACUGGAAUUAGAGUGUAUGAGAUAUUAUUGUAUCUUGUUUCAAAUAUUAAAAUAUAUUAUGUUUCUACGUAUUUGGGGGUCUAAAAGACUAACACAAAUGAAGAGCUAGGAUUUGCCACAGUGUAUUACUUAAAAGUGGACUUUAUGAACAGCAAAUGCUUGAUUUUUACAGCUUAGACUGAUGAAGUGUCUUACAGUAUUAUAGAAAGGUUCCCUACAGAGACUGAUGUAACGGUGAGAUCAGUUUCUUUAGAAGUAGAUGAAGACUUGACAGAGUUUGAUACAAAGAUCCUAGCCUCAAACAGAAAAAAACGGCCUAUGGCAUAUCUCUCUCUCUCUAUUUAUACAUAUAUAUACAAACAUACACACUAUAUGCUAUAUACACUCCACAUUGAAUUUUGAGGCUUCAAUCUUUAAUUUUUAUUUUAUUUUAAGUGUUUUUUAUGUUUUUCAGACACUUGAGCGUAUUAAACUUUGUGGGAAAAGACUUGCAGAUCUUAGAAAUAUACCUUUAACUGUGUCAACCAAAAGUGGCCUCGUAUUAAGAAAACAUCAGCAUCAGUCGAACAUCAAUCUUUUUCCUUGCAGAGCUAAAAAGGAAUCUCUCUUUCUGGAUUCACUGUAUUAGUGCUAGUUCUGCAUGUUGUUCACGUACAGUAACUUUAAAUGAAGUCCCUUUGAACACAUGACGCUCUGUCGUGGAAGAUAUUCUGCCAUUUUUUACAAUCUCUCUCCCUCUUUUGUAUAUGUAUGAGUAUAUUAGCAUUGGUGUCUGUGCAGAUUUAGACUUUCAGAUGUGACCUUUGUUGUCUAAAUGUCAGGGAGAUUGGAGAGGGAGCCCACAGAGGUAGGGCAGGCUUAUGUAAUCUGCUCACACUGCAUUUCACACACACACAUGAAAUCACACAAGCACAGAGGAGGAAAAAAGGACUGUUUUAGGAUGGUUGUCAUAUCUCAGUUGUGAUGCUCCCUGUAUCUCACAGAAAGCCUGGCUUUCAGAAGCAAUGGCUUUUAUCAGCAUGUAUGUGCAGAGAGUGCCCUGGAAAUUAUUUAUGGCUUUAAAAAUACUGAUACAGUGCACUCUUUCGUGUUAUUCUGUACAACUUAUUCUGGGGGUCUUUUGAUCCCUCCCAAGGCUCUGAGAUGAAUGUGAAGAAAGAGUGUAGUUUGAAGCAGACUUGUGUGUCUAUGUGCAUGUGUGUGAAGCCAUGGAUAUGCAAGUGUACGUGCUUUGUUGGUAUGGUACUGAACCGAUUCUCACGUAUGAAUUCAUUACAAUCAUGUUGUUCUACUCAAACUUGUGAUAUAAACACCAGGACAAGAGCUGCAGGCUAUACUGCAAAUUCAGUCUUUAUCUGAGAUAUCACUGAGAAUACAGAGGCCAAAAUAAUUAUAUGCAUACCAAGGGCGAAAAAUGUGCUUCAGGUAGGAAAUAGAGCCAUUUUGCACUUUCACUCACAAUCUUAACAAUGAGCCUGAUAUUGAGAAGAAGAAACUUUGGCUGUGGCUCCAAUAGUCAUGUGCUAAUGUUUACACUGGCUCGGUCAUAGCUGCAAGAAGAUCGCUCGUACAACCCUACCAGUUUGAGCAAGAGUCUGACCCAGAGGGAGAGGCUCCGGAAGAAACUCUCAGCCGCGUUCAGACCAAACGCGACUUGAAGCGACCUCGUCGACACGUCCUAUGUAUUAUUCAAAGCCGCCAGGAGGGUCACGCUUAAGGAGGAAGAUAUGAAUGUUGAAAAAAUUACAACCAGAGCUCUGCUACAAUGUAAGAUUUUGGUGCUCUAAAACUUCUCUGAAGCCUGGUUAAUAGGAUGGCCGACCGUCCAGCAUUAGCCGGGACGUCCCGUAUUUGAGCCAAAAGAGGCGCGUCGCCGCACGUGUAAAUGCUAAAGCUACAUGCUGCUCUGGAGGGGGAUUUUGUCCCCCGCCGACGGAGUUGUCGGGGAAGAAGCGAGCGGCUAAAAUACGGGAGGAUCCGGUAAACCGGCGCGGAUCCGGUGUGUCAAAGCGUGGUGGCCGUGCUGAGGCACCGGGGGAAUUUAGGCUAAACAUUAAGUCAAAAUAAAACGUUCACACUUACAGAUGCCACGUUUGUAUUAGGAUCACGGAUAGUUGGUAUGGAUCCAUUCUUUAUCUUCAGACAUCUAGCAAAUCCAGCGUUGAACUGUCCCUCGUUGAUAAAACAGUCCGAAGUGAAAUGGUGGGCACAUACAUACAGAUAUUUUGGAAGUGCCGCGGGUACAUUCCCAUUAGAAAUAAAAUCCACCCAUUGAGUCCUCAAAUCCUCCGACCAGGGAGUUUUCAGAAGAGUUUUGUGCUCGUUUGUGCAGCCAACAACAGAGCAAACGCUUCCUCUUUUUCAGAUCGUACUUCCGCCAUGGUUCUAACCGGAGCUACGCGAGCGAGCGGCCGGAAAUAAUGGCGCUGUUUUGAUAAUUUUUUGGGCAGGGUUUUUUUGGGGCGGCUCCAUGGGCAGUACCAACAACUCGCCAGCACUGACAUGACGUCAUGUCAGUGGAGUCUUCAGAACGGCUCUGAGCACACAGUUCCUAAAUACGGAGAUAACUAAACAACGACUGGAUGGAAUUUUUUCGAACUUGGGGGGAUUGUAGCGGUUUCCUAUCCCUGAUAUGCACCCCCCUCCCGUUAACAAAGUCAGUUUUUCAUGCCAUGGCCCCUUUAACACAACUCACCUACUUUCUUCCAGCAGCUGCUUGUUUGUGGCGAGACCCCGGGCCAGUCCAUUACGGACUGCUGCGGGGUGACGCAGCUCAAGGAAGAACAUUUAUGAUCAUUUCUUUAUCAUUUCCUUGAAGUAUUUAUCACCACAUUAAUCAUUUUGCACUGAAGACACAGUAUUUUUGUGCCUUAGCGUCUCAGUCUGGUUGCAUUUCCAUGAAGUACUGAAAAGUUUUACAAGUUCUCCAAACUAGCUGUGACUCUAGAGGGCCAAAGAAGGCUCUGAUGAUUAAAAACAAGGGAAAAAAAUGUUAAGCUAAUAUUUAAUAUUUAUCUUAGACUUGGAUAGAGCAGUAUUAGUUGUAGCUGAUUUUGAAUGUGUUGGGUUCAAGAAAACGAUGCAUUGUUACUGUUGCUGCUUUAGUACAGUAUGUGUUUAUCUGCCCAGGGCGUCACAUGGCCUGGAAAUGAGAUUCACUGUAAGUAUUGGCUAAAACCACUGGGCCUCAGAAAGUUAUUUCCUGUCCCAGAAAUUACUGUAUAGUUUGUUUAGUUUUAAGGAUUGUACACCGACACCGCCUACAUUUGAGGUUGGAGACGCUUUACUUGUACCUCGAUUAUUCUGGAUCUUCUCAGCCCACUUCUUUAAUACAGAUUUCUUCCAUUUCUACAUCUCUGAAACAGCAGGUGUGAUCUGCAGCUACAUCUGAUUUGAGGGACACAGGGCAUCAGCACCAGUGCAUGUUUAUGUAAACCAAUAAGGUUAGGACGCACACUCUGCAAUCCUGCUGCCAAACCAGCUUGCCCACCCACCUGAACUGCUAAAUAUAUCUACAAAGGUUUCCUAGGGUUUCAUGUGUACUUGUGCCUUUGCAUCAGCCUCAACAUUGAAACAAUUAAAAAGUACACAAAAUUUGCAGGAUGCACAUCAUGCUGCUCUCAUGCAUUACACUUAAUAUUAAGUUAUGAGUUUAAAGGGAAAUUCACUGCAUUUUCAAAAAACCUUGGGUAACUAACACACUGAUCUAAGUCAUCCUCAGGUCAUUUAGAGGGGUGGUACUGUCCAUUUUGAAAUCUGAUGACCACCGAAGCCACCUCUUUAAAAUCUUAAGGUAGAACUAAAAAUAUAACUGUUUUGGCCGCUUACGAACAGACUGGUGGAUAAACUUUCUUUGUUUUCAAAAACAACAUCCUUGAGCUGUGUCCCCCCCCCCGCUGCAGUCAGUUUGGACUCGCCCGAGGUCUCUGUACAAACAAGCGGCUGUCGGAAGAGAGUAGGUGAGUUGAAUUUAGUCUCUUUGCUAAAGAAAUUAGGCAAAGUUAAAAAGAUGUUUGGUGGCUAGUACUAUGGCUAGGACCCUAUAUGUACUGUUGAUGAAGUUAGGUGCUGUUUUGAGCAUUAUUUGUGGCUAUAGAGUGGCGUUUUGGUUGAGGUUUGCGCGUGGCUCCUGAGACCGCUGUGUAUUGCUAUCGUUCGGUCAUUACUAAAGUUGGUAUAACUAGAGAAGCAAGCGGUCAGCGAUAUUCAUCUCUCGAUGGGGUGUGUAACUUGGUGUUACGGUGUGUUUGACCCUAACUUAAUUUUACACCGGAAUAUCCCUUCAAUGUGAUUUAAAGACCAUCAUCAAAGUAGAAAAAGGAGACAGAGAGCGUGAAUGCUAUUUAUGAGUGUAACUGAGCACAUGCCCUGGCCACCCCGCUUAUGUUGGAGCUUGGUUCAGCCCCCUUUGUUACAAAAGUGUAGACACACCCCUGCCCAUCAAGAUUUAUGAGCCCUGAAAACUUUUCAGGGCUGAAUUUGACUACGUAAAGUGUCAGAACCUAUUUUUGGUGCUUAUAAAUAAUUUACAUUCAUUUUUUUUCUGCAACUGAAUAUUUAAUUUUAAAGCUAAACUUCAGGUAUUUUGAAACUUGAUUUAAACCGAAAAUGUAAUAGAAAUAAAGGGAAAACAGUGACUAACCUUGAUGUUAAAAUAUUUACUUUUUGUUUUGAUCUGAUGUUUUAAGUAAAUCUUUGAGUGGUGUAGAAUCUAACCAUUACUAAUCUUGAUUACAUUCAAAGGUUUGAACCGAACUGUAUGAUUAAAUAAGACACUAUCAAAUGCUCAGGAAGUAUCCUGAAGUUGCUGCUGCUUGCAUCAGGUCUGUUUGUUGGCGCAUUAAUGUUUCUGUAGAGUGUAAGUGUGGUUGAUUAUCAGAUCAACUAUAGGCGUACUGUAUCUGAUUGAUACCCGGCCACGGACCAAGUGGCAGGAGAGGCUGACAUUAUGCCAAUAAAAUUAUACGAUGGUGAUCACUUUGAGGAACGUGCAUCCUUUCUUCUGACAUUUAUUCUUCCUCAUCUCGGACCGUUAAUGAUAAAUGAUAAAUCACCAGGGCACGGUGAUAUUUUUAGCCGGGGUGGGAGAUAAAUGAGGUUAUGAUUCUGGCCACAGUGGUCGAUGUAGUCAACGAGGGGCUGGCUGUGCCCCUCCCCCGACUGUAGGUGAUGGCUGAAGCCGGUAGCCUGGCAGCGGAGCGCUGAUCAGUAUUAAUGCAGGACCGCCUCUCAGCCUCACAGCCGAUCUCUCUGCGGUCCCCAUCACCGGAAGGCAGCUCAGCAGCUGCGGACAGCCUGCACACAGCCUCCUUCUUGUUUGCUUUGAGAAUCUAUUGGCCUGAGAUUCGCUUGGUUUAGGGGAAGAGGCGAAACACCGGCAGGUGUUGACUAGCGGGGAGAAAUCGCGGUGCAGACUGAUGACGAUGAUGAUGGUGAGGAUGAUGCAUCUCUUCCCGUGCCUUUAUGAAUUACAUCGCGUAGUGUGAAGAGGCGUAGGGGGCAUCUUUUUUCAUUUCUUGCCUAACUGUAAUGGUGGAUUGCUCGGUGGCUUUGAGGCUACGUGUCUUGAAGGGGGAGCUGGAUACCAGCCGUCACUGAGAGCGCAGCUCAGCACCGGCCCGCAGCGCUGCGCCAUGGCCUUGGAUGUCCAGACUUGCGCGGUGUUUACGGUGAUCGCGGUUCUCGUGCUUGUGAACGUGCUGUUGAUGUUCAUCCUCGGUACUCGUUAAUGGAUCUGCGCUUGGGGCCCGGUUCGCAGCGCACCACGCUCUCAUACAGGACGGGAGAAAAAGGCUGUGCGCGUUGGUCGAGAGCGGGGACACCCGGCGCUCCAUCACGGCUACGCGUUGAAAUGAAUGACGUUGGUACAACAUAAUAUAUUUCUGUUACCCCCUCCCCAAUCCUUCGUUAUGUCUUGUGUCUUCUCACCGUUUGUGGUAGCUAGUGUUGUCUGGUGGUGGUGGUAGUUGUGCGGAUACAGAUCUGUGAUGCUCUUACCUUUUUCUGUGGUGACUGGAAAAAUCAUAUUUCCCCGCAUAUAAACAUGUCCCCCCCUACAUCGAUCCCCCUCUCCUCUCCAUGUUGUAUAUUGUGGAUUAUGCGCAUGGAUUUUAAUCUUUACCAGUGAGAUAUACGAUUUAAAUAAAUAUGAUGGUCUUUUUUUCAACAGCAUCUGCUGCUGCGUCAGGAUUUGUUUUCCUAAUAUGAUUCACUGUAGCCACAUCCACAAUAUGGCAGCUGAUAAGCUAGCUGAGCAGGGGUCUCUCCUCUGAAGGAAAGGAGAUAUUUGUAGCUAAUAGCCGUGCUGGUGAGAGGUUUGUGCUGCUGAUCACAGACUUUAGGGGACCGUUUGUAAGCUCAGUUGAACAGUAACCAAUAGCAGGCAGGGCUAGGCCUAAUAAAGGAGGGCCUCCGUCACUCCAGGUUUCCCCCAUUUUAGAUGCAGCUAAACUCAGCUCCCAUUUCACAGCCCACAAUAGUCACACUUGUCCCUUUUGCAACAUUUCAAUAAGUGCCUGUAUCUGAGGCCAAAACGUUACCACACCUGACCACUGAGUAAUUACUAAUAAAAGAUGUAUGAGUGUAUGGUCAUAAAUCUGACAGAUGAACUGUCUCCCAAAUGAAAAGAGAUGUCAGAUGGAGAUGAAAAUUCCUUUACCCUCUUUUCCUCUACAUGCAAUGCUAUAAUCUGAUAAAGGGUUGGAGGCAGGUGCCAUGAAUGUUGAAUGAGUGUCAGAAAUAGAUAUGCUAAAAGCCUAUCCCAGAGCUGUCCAUGGCAGUCCUAUUAAUAGGGAUGGUAGGCUGGCUGGGUUUUUAAGAUACCGUAUGUGCUCUCACACACUCAAGGCUAAGUGCUGUGUGUUUUUUUAGAUAAGUGGUAAAUGUUGUACUGUAGGUAAUGUUUUAUGAACACAGAUACAUCUAUCACAUGCCGUGCCAUGUGGUGUGGUGUUUUCAUCACUGUGGUAAAAAGCAUAAACAGCCUACCUAGCAGGGAUCCCACAGGACCGUAAACAGAGCAUCAUAAUAUUGUACACUGCAAUAGUGAGGGCUCAGGGAUGCACAGUGCUACUUACAGAUGUGUGUUCACAUGUGAGCAUGAGAGCCCGUCUUGUUGCUUAUGUAUGUGAGAUCAUCUGGGUGGCUGUUAUCUGUAGAUCCUCUUAGAAUCCGAGGCGUGCACACAUCCCGAGUGUUCACACAUUUGUAAUCCCCCCAGGGCCAGGUGCCUUCUAAUAGAGUUCUGUUAAAUGCUGUGCAGUCAGAAGUGUCAAUGUGCGGAUGGUGUGUGCGAGCGAGACAGCAGCGUGUGAGAGGAUGUGUGUGUAUUUCUCACUGGUUUUAGGCAGAGCAUCUUUGAUUGGCUCCCAGACUCAGGGUAUAAGUGUAUUACAUAACAGGGCUGGCAGACACAGGGAGGACAGACCGCGAGACUCACUCGGUGCGUCGGAAAGAGAAGCCUCUUUCUGGAAUACGGCACCUUGUUACUCAUUAUCACAGGCUCAGCUCAUGCGGAGGACCGUCACCUCGACCUCAUCUGAGAGAGAUUUAUCUAUCAUGAUUGUAUGAACCGGACUUCUCCAUGCAUACACUCUCCGAACAGUUACAUGCCACAAACAUGGUAAGGCUGGCUUUAGGUGUGUGUGAGUGUGUGUUUGCUCAGGGAUGCUGUAGGUGCUUUGGUGCAGAUGUGCUUCAGCUACAGAUAGAGGAGGAUGUUGGAAUGCAGUGGAGCUGCCAGUGCAGUGAAUGCUGAUGUGUUGUGCUGCAAAGAUGAUAUUAGGGAGUGAAUCGCCUUUCUGUUAUUCCAGGUUUCUUUGUCAGUCUCCACGUAUGUGAUUGAAUAAGAAAGGAAAAGCACUGUCUAUACGUCCACAUACAGGAAAAGAUUUCUCUGCAUUCAUUUGCAUUGACCCAAAUACAGGUUUGCGGUUUAAAGAACGGCUGUUUCCCCCCCGUGAUCUUUGAUGUUGUAACUGCAGUGUAACCAAAAUGAUGACAUAGGUUGUUACAGCUGGUACACACACAGGUGAUGAUGAGCAUUGUGGCAAGACUUUGUGUUUACUUUGUGCCUUUUGAUCAAGCUAGGUGUGAGGGUGAGCCAAGGCAGGAAUUGUGAAGAUUGAUUAUGUAAUGCUUUUAAUUUAUUCAGGCAUGGAGAAGGGGGGAAAAGGAUGCAAUGUAUCGGAGAGGGCAGUGCUGAUCUCAUCAGGGAGAUGGAGGGAUGAGGGGGAAGGAGAAAGUGAGCAGGGUGGAACAUUGGCUGUGAAUGGAUCUCUGUCUGUCUCUCCCUUUUGCUCUUUCUGUCUGUUGCCUAUAUUACAGCAGAUUGAUGGGAACUGGAGAGAUUGUGCUUGGAGUGAAUGGUGCUGAAAAUGGAGUGGCGCUUGAAGGGGGGCUAAAGGGUGUGUGUGUUAAGAGUGGGGUGUGUGUAUGUUGGAGGAAGGCAAGAUUAAGAAGAGGAGACAUUAAAGGAAGGUAAAGGAAGGAAGUGAGACUAACCAAUGCUCAUCUGUCCUGCGGGUGCUGUUGCAGGCAGAGGUCCGGAUGUCAGAUGGUGUUGGUCAAGUAGAACUAAUUGGCUUACAUUUUUUUCCUUAACUACCACUUAGAAAUGUUUUAUCUUACCCCUUUUUUUGAAUGAGAAAAUCUCACUAGUAUUAAUUGUUACUGUUUCCAUGGCAGUCUGACUUAUGUUUUUUGCAUUAAUCCCCCCUCUUCCUGGAAUAGAGAGCUUUGGCAAACAUGCUCAAGCUGCUGUUACCCUGACUCUCUGUCCACGUGAUGAUGUCUGAUCGAAUCAACCUACUCAGCAAUAUCUUUGAUCUAAAACCUGCAUCCUGGGGCCCACAUUGUGUAUCUCUGCGUUUCAUACUGACAUGGGAAUGAUGUUAGUGUAUUCUCUAAUGUGAUUGGCUCCUCUUUUCUGAGAUCCAAUAACAGAGGAGGGCUUUCGCAGUUAUUCAGCGGUCACUCUGUGUGUGUCGGCUCACACAUGCACCUAAAUUUGGAAAUAUUCUGGCACCUCCUGAAGUGUCCUUGCCUCAUCCCAUCAUCUUGUCAAUACCAGUGAAGCAUCCUCAUCUGUCGCCAUGACGACGGCUGUUCUUUCCCUUCCAGGCACGGGCGUCCCUCCCUGUGCUCACUCCUCUGCCCAGAUUGGCUUGUAUCCCCUGUAGCUGUCUCAGCGAGCCAUCUGGGAGGAAGGCUUGUCUACAGGUUGAAGGGGCAACAUAGCUGCUGAGUCUGAGAGCUUAGAUCCUCACGGGGGGGUUUGGUUGAAUAUAAACAACACACACACAAACACAGACACACACAAACAUAACUGCAUCAGCAUUAGGUGGGACUGCAUUUUUGCACUAAACUGAUGAAGUGCAUUUUAUAUGGCUGAAGGGUUUGAAUGGUAUGAAAGGAAAAGCAAUCCUAAGGGACUUGAUGAAAUGAUUGAACUAGCUAAAUUAAGGGUAUCACAUUGGCUCUGUAUUAUGAUGCAAAAGCCUUAAUGCAUACAAAGAAGUAAUCUAAUGUCCAUCCUUGUGCUAUCUUUGUGUCCAGACCUUUGAUAACUCCUUACCUAAAGCCUAAGCAGCUCCUGUCAGGCUUGGUUAGCGAUAGCUGCUCUGCCCACAGCCCCAGGGAUUGAAUGCAUGGUUAGCUCUGGAUUGGAGACUGCUGAUGAGCACUACCUUGGAGGGAGCAAUUGGAACAAACAUUUGGAGCUGUGCCAUAGAGGCACACGCAGCCUUUUUAAUGUAUAAGAAGUUUAAAAGUGUAGCUGCAAAUGUGAGUGCUGCUUCGGUGUGUGUGUUUGUGCAUGUCUCAGCACAACAAAGCCGAGUCCUCUGUGUUAUGGAUGGUGAAGCUGUUUGGUAGAUGGAUGAUGUCAGACUCUGGUCUCUCUCAGGAACAUUGUCUGCUGUCUUCUGUCCUUUAAUGAGAACAACCUUUAGCCUCUCCAAAUCCCUUAAAGAAUACUGAUGGCCUGACAGGCCUCCGUGCUCCUACAGAUGAUGCUGAAGACAAGCCCUUUAAGAAACACCCUCCUCAUGUAAAUGCACCUUCCUAUAAAGCUUCAACAGUUAUUUCCAGUGUCGCAUAAUGUCCACAUUAUUUAUUCAUGAUGCUAAAAUCAAUAGAAGAUGUUUGAUGAGUCAUGCCUCCAUGCUCUGUCAAAGGCUGUGCUGCAGAUUAAAUAACAAGCUCUAGUGACAGCACGAAGGAAAAGAGAUUAUCCCUUCACAUUUGUUUGCUCCUCAGCAUUUAUAUUACAUUAACACAUGUAAUUAUUCUAAUGUCAUAAUGGGCCAAUUACAGUCCCUGUGUAGAGACUGGUGCUGUGUUUAUGAGUGCUGCGUUGUUUUUCCACUAAUGGCUCUGCCUGUUUUGUGUUGUUGUAUUUUGUUGUGCUGUGUUGUGUUCUAUGUCAGCUAUUGUGUUGCUCUAUUUGCAAUCCCUAAGCUGCUAGUGGGCCCUGGCUUUGAGGGUGUGUAUUUGCAUCUAUUAGUAAUCUGAGUGGGUUUAGCAACAAGGAUUCUCACAAAUUGAGGUCUAAAUAAGGAUGAGUACUGAAUUAAAUCCCUUUCAAAUUUAAUUUAUAAGCUGUUUUGGAUCAGGUGGACCCAUAUUUAUUCAUCAAUGUCUGCAGUGUUGUUCGUGCUGUUUCUCUGGUGUCUCCUCAACAGAAGUUAUGCUCAAUAAGAAUAAAGCAUAAGAUAUCACUGUUUUUCCCUCCCUUUUCCCCAGUUGAUAAGUGGAGGUUCAAUCGUUAACGCUGAGGCGGUAUGGGACCAUGUGACCAUGGCGGACCGGGAGUUGGCGUUUAAGGCUGGUGACGUCAUCAAGGUGCUGGACGCCUCCAACAAAGACUGGUGGUGGGGCCAGAUUGAUGAGGAGGAAGGAUGGUUCCCUGCCAGCUUUGUACGGGUGAGUUAGCUGCUGCCAUGGCUGGCCAAUGACCAUAGACACAACACGCACCCACACACACAGAAAUGGAGGCACAUAAACAUAUGCACACAGGCUGCCCAAUACACAGAGGGAAGGUGCGCAAAAACCGUCACAUACACACAAAAAAAAGAGGCGCAUUAGUAUGCCUUCUCCACACACACAGAGACACACUCCAUGGAAUAAUGCUGUGCUUUAAUAAAACAUAACACUGGAGAGAUGAGAGGACAGCUAGUUGUUGAGUGCCUUUACCGGGUGUUCAGGGACAACGACACAGAGAUGCUGAUGAGCCCCUUUUUAAGCUUGGCAUUACCUCCAACUGUUACCCUUGAAACUCACUUGAAUUUUUAACGUCCCCCACUUCACAUUGUUAUUAUAUAAUCUCACCCAUAUCUGAGCUUAACUAAAGCUAACACACAAGUCUGACUCCUUUAAUUAGCUUCUGUUUGACAAAGAGAAAAAAAAAAAACAGGCGAGUGAGAAUGGUUGUGGUAGGUAGGUAAGGCUUCCCACAGCAGAGCACCCCCACAGACACUCCUCAUGGCCAUUUCCACCUGUCCGCCCUUCCAUAUUCACUCCUGAGAGGGCAGGGCAGACAGGCUGACUGACUGUCAACCAAAAAGUAUCUUUCUGUUCUGUCAUUCUCUCUCUCCAAGGUGGAACCCCACCCUCCUCAGCCCCAAACAAAACAGGUUUUCUAUAUCAACCCCAUAGCAACUCCACGGUUCCAAAACACCACGUCAAAGGUGCGUUUUCCCAGCUUCAUCCAAUUCAUCCAGCCUGCCCGCCCACCCGCCCGCUCUAGUCUGUCCACACAACGUGCCCUUGACAUUACCAGACAUUAACGUUCCCAUGACGUUAUCACAUCAUCUUUAACAGGGUCGAUAGCGAGGAAGAACUGAUGAGUCAAAAGUAAAAUCCUGAUCAAAGUCUUCUGAAGGCCUGCACUCAAAUUCUGUUAAGAUUUACAUAGAAGUAGAUGGAUCAUUGGAGACAUUAUUCCUGUCAACAUUCAUUAUUUCUUCUCCAAAAGGUGGCAAUUUUCUUCAGUACUCUAUUUACUAUUGACUCUGGCUAUUUCUCAGUCCUAAUGCUGCGCUAGUAGUUCUCGUCUGCAGUCAAUGCUCUACCACCCGUCACUCUGCUUGUCUGUGGCGCUGCAUUUCUCAUCUUGUGUUUGGCAUUCUACCCGUCGGAUCUUUGAUGUUUCUUGGCAAACUGUGUGUCAUCAGGUGUUGGCUGCUGGACAUCUGAAACCACGCUCUCUCGGGCCCUAACUUUGAAAAAGAGUGAAAUACACGAUGUACUGUGUGGGGAUAUGUGUGUGUCUGAAUGUUGUUGAAUGCAUGCAGGUGUGAAGUUGUGUGUGAGUGUAUAUGCAUGCAUGUUUGCAGGGGAGGGGACUUUUUAGCUAGGAUUUAGGUAGGGCUGGGUGAUUAAACGGUAACAAUAUGUAUCAAAAAUUGAUUUUCCUCAAUAUCAAUAUAAAAUAUGGUCAAUAUGCAUUUCGAUAAUUGGAAUUCUGCCUGUUUUGGUUGGCUGUACAAAUAGCCAAUGAAAAGGGAAGUUGUUCCAGGUCCGCUUUGUGCUGAACCAAUCAUGUGCUGAAGUAGAACCAAGUAGCAAACAACUGUAUAGUAGCAGGCUGCAACUACACACAACCAUAGCAUGUGACACAUGACACCGACAGAGCUGUCGGUGAGAAAAAAACAAAAUGAGUGCUACCCCGGCAGAAAUGCAAAUGAAGGCUCAACAGGUGAUGACAUCGAAAACAACACUGGCACGAAAAUGUCGGUGGUGGGGAGGUAUUUUGUUUUUUUAUGGUCAGACAUGAAAAACAGAGUAGUGUGCACUGCAAAUUAUGUCGGUUACAUGUUCGCGCAGAGUCGGGGAAUACCUCAAAUCUUUUUUACCACCUGAAGCAGUGCCAUGUGGUAGAGCACGCGCAACGCAACAGGUCACAAACCCCAAGUGGAGCAAGGAGCUCAUGGCGCCUGUGCAGCCGAAACAGCUGACCAUUCAGUUUGCUUUCUCUAGCGCAACACCUUACGACAAAAUGCAGUAGCUUAUUGUAUUGCAAAAGACAUGCUACCAAUAAGCACUGUUAAAUUUCAUUUUUUAUAUCGUGAUAUAUAUCGAUAUCCACUGAUAUGAAAAAAAUAUAUCGUGAUAAGCUUUUUCCCAUAUCGCCGUGCCCUAGAGUUAGGCAAUAACUUUCCCCUAGAUACCGGUCUCUUAAAGAUGCAGUUCUCCUUGAACUCUUUGGACCACUAGUCUUACUUACUGUCCCUUAAAAUGAAGCUGUGUAUUUGAGAAGAUGUGUGUUUAUGUAUGUGAAGUGUGUGUAUGUGUGUGCAGUGUGCUCAUUGGAAGAGAUAUGCGCCACAUGUAUUGCAAACAUUUUGUGAUUAGAAUUCCUAAAUGCGCAUUUACUAACACCUUUUUCAUCAGGUUAUUUAUACACUUAAAACUCAGCUGAGCAUGUCUUAUUAAAGUGCAUGUGUGUGUCUGUGUGUGUUUUUGUGUGUGUGCGAAUGUGUUUGAACUCAGCUGUGGGUGAACCAAGAGGAUGGGGGAGCGGAGCCAGCAGAAGGGACCAGCGAGGUGCAGAACGGGCACCUGGACCCGACCAAUGACUGCCUGUGUCUAGGCUCUCCCCUGCAGAAUCGAGACCAGAUGAGAGCUAACGUCAUCAAUGAGAUCAUGAGCACAGAGAGACACUACAUCAAACACCUCAAGGACAUCUGUGAGGUACGAAACACGUGCUCACAUCCAGCUGAACACUCACUCACACACACACAGCUCUUCCUGUACUAAUACCUUGAAGAUGAUAAGAAAGAUAAAUGGAAAUGAAAUGAAUCAGCUGAAACGUGUACGAGAGAAGAAGCAGCAGCCCUUUUUGAUGCUACACAAUUCUUAACACUCCCACAUUCACACUUUUUAUCAUGGCAUAUUUUUUUUCUGUUGAUCUAAAAAACAGUCCAAAAAUAGUCUCCUUCUUGGAUGUAAAAAUUCAAUUUGUCAGUUGCGCACAGCAGUGGCAGCUGCCAUACUUGGACUGAUUUAGCCCAGAUUAAAUUUUUUUUAAUCAUAUUAUGAAUCAUGCUGAGGUGGCAAGCUAAAAUUCACACCUAAUAAAAAUAAACAAAAAGCCUUGCAAUUUGCUGUGUUAUGAGGAUUUUGUGCCUGAUUUAAAUACGCAGACAUUUGUGGUUUCACUUGGCAUUUUACUACAUGGCAUUACUUUUACUGUUAAGCAAGAAAUACUCAUGCUUCCACAGUACAGAUACAGCAGUGAAUAUGGGACAGCUUUUUCCUAGUAUAAGUAUUGAGAUCCAUGUGACGUGUACUAUCAGUAAUGCAUUUCUUUUGGUUCGUAAAUAAACAAAUUUAGAUACAGUGCUGGUUGCAAAGCUGUCUCAUCCAACUGCAGAGGAUAAUACCUUUGCAUUAUAACACGAGGUGAGCUGGGUGUUCCCUUGCAACUUCUUGCCUAUUUUAAAAAAUUAGCACACCCUUUGUCAGUGCAGCAAUAUAUUAAAAAAUGUUGCUGUGUUGUGUAUAUCUCUUCGCUGCACCUCUACACCACCUUCCUCUAGAGUAUGCUGCAUUUUUAACUUUCCACAAACUUGCUCAGGCAGGAGUUUAUAGCUUUAAAUAUCACAACUGAGCACAGAAAUAAACAAGGCAUUCAUAGUAUGAAUUUAAUUUUGUCAUAACUAUUUUCAAACUGUGUGCUAUAUGUUGCCAAGAGGAAGGAUAUCAAUAAUUAAGGGCAACUAAUCAGGAGGAAAACACAGAUUUGAAAUCCCUGUGUGUAUAAAGUCAAAAUGCCUCGUAGCAGAUGUUUUCCUUGUCCGUAGUUGAAUACUUGAUGGCUUCAGAGGCCGGGCUAGUCACUUAAGACGCUAUCAUUCUUAAUAUAGUAUUUUGAGUAAUAUAAGAGAAUUCAGAAAGUUUACCAACAAAACCAUCCGUUUGAUUUUUUUCCAGUUACUAAUGGAGGCUGCACUGUUCUCAAAUCAAAGUUACCCCAGUUUAAAGCAACACCUCUGUGUUAAUGGAUUGUAUUUAGGUUGACCUUAAGGAAACAAAACAAAACAGAAAAAGCUCAGCUGGUGUAUUUUGCUACAAAACAGAGUAUCCUGAGUACCCAAGUGUGAAAAAGCUCAAAUCUACCUCACUCUGAAAAACUUUUCCCUAUGAUCAAAAGCUUCAGGGCAUUUAAUUAACCACAAGAAUCGGACUGACAAAUUGGGGCCACAGUUCAGCCUAUAGUAAAGUGUUUUUGACUCGACUGAACAGUCAAAGUCCAUUCUCAACACAAAGAAUGACUUUGCGUGUUUAUCACGAGGAAUAUAAAACAGGACUGAGACGAACAAAGACUAAGGCUUUUUCUUUUGCAUGUUUUAUGUUCUGACCCGAAGCUUCAGUGACAUGUUUCUAUUUGAAACUCAGCGCUUCUCCUGUAUCCUCUUUGAGAGAUCCUCUAUUGUUGUGACCGUAUUAUUGCAGGGCUACCUGCGCCAGUGCAGGAAGCGUGUGGACAUGUUCAAUGACGACCAGCUAAAGGUCAUCUUCGGGAACAUUGAGGACAUCUAUCGCUUCCAAAUGGGAUUUGUUAGAGACUUGGAGAAACAGUACAACACAGAGGAACCACACCUCUCUGAGAUUGGACCGUGCUUUUUAGAACAUGUGAGUUAUUUUUUUUUUUUUACUUAAUAUCAGUUUAGCUAUAUUUAGAAUAAAAAUAUGUAUAUCUUAUACAUGCUGUGUUAGUUAGUGAUAAUUCAUGACAGUGUUGAAGCUUUUUUCAAGAUCAUUACAGUUAAAUUGUAAAAAAUAAUUAGGAACAAGCUAACAGUUUACAAGAGUUAUAUGUGAUCAUAAACUGAAGCAGAACUGAAAAUAAAGAGGAAUUACAUUAGAAACAGGAUCUUUUAGCAGCACUUCUCUCCCUUAUUUUGCUUUGCAGCAAGAUGGGUUUUGGAUCUACUCUGAAUACUGUAACAACCACCUGGAUGCUUGUAUGGAGCUGAGCAAACUGAUGAGGGAUGGCAGGUACCAGCACUUCUUUGAGGCCUGUCGUCUUCUCCAGCAAAUGAUUGACAUCGCCAUAGAUGGCUUCUUACUCACCCCUGUCCAGAAAAUCUGCAAAUAUCCACUCCAGUUGGCUGAGCUUCUCAAAUACACUGCACAGGAGCACAGGUACGGUCCACUUUUGGCGUGGGGUCACAUUUAAUCUGCUGAAUGAGUUGCCGUUUGAUGAUUGUACAUUUGUCGCUCAAAAGAAGAUGUUAUUCAUGCGUCAUUGUUCUCCAGAUGCAUUGUGUUUUGAUGUGGCGUCUGCAGGUGUUGGGUUUAUUGUGCUGUUGUGGUGAUUAUACAUGCAUGAACUGAAACAAAUGUUGCUUACACUGUUCGUAACAGCUUUCUGUGAAUGUUAUAGAGGAAAGCCAUCUCUGAUGCAUUGACAUUACAGUGCUGCAAUUCAUAGCCAGUGGUCUGAGGACCAUUGCAUAGAACUGUGGAUAUAAAUAGAUAACAGAUUAAAUAUGAAUUUGAGCUUUUGCUGGCUGCUACACAAGCAUUCCCCACACACUGCCUGCACAGUAGAGAAACACAGAACACAACAUAAACAUUUGCAGAUGAUCUCCAGCAUCCAGAUGUGUGCAAACCCACAGAAAACAUGGUGUAAAUGAUGAAGCAUGUCUCAGCCAGCUUCAGGUCAUCCACAAACCAUGAGCUCUCAGCCAGAGAGAGGCAGGUGCCAGCUCUGCCGGAGAGGCCUGCCAGAUCACAGUGUUUGACUGUUGGGAGCUGUAGAAAAUCUGCCAGAUAUAGGCUCGCUCCAUGUCACACACACAUACACACACAGCGUUGUCACACACACACACACACACACACACACUUAUUAUCUUCCAAAGUGAGGAUUGGAUCCGUAGCACAUCUAAGCCAGAGGGAUAAAUCCUGCUCAGUUAGCAUAGACGCAGUCAGAGUUAACUGCAGAUAGAGAAAGUGGCUGAUUAGAAUUAAAUAGCAGUGUGUUAUUUUGACCGGGUUCCAGCAGACUUAUUGCUGUUACUUAAGUUUAUAACCCAAGACUUUUAAUAGGCUACUCUGUAUCAUUCACCACUGCAACUUUACAUGUCUUUUUUUUUUUUUUUCACCGUGGCUCAUCUCCAAGAGCUGUAACUUUCCCCUUUAACACCCCCAAGUAAUUAUGUGUACACUGUGUCUGUAGUGACUAUCGAUACGUGGCGGCAGCGCUGGCGGUAAUGCGGAACGUCACUCAGCAGAUCAACGAGAGGAAGAGGAGGCUGGAAAACAUAGACAAGAUAGCCCAGUGGCAGGCGUCGGUUCUGGACUGGGAGGUAUGUGUAUGCAUUGAUUGUGGAGUAAUUGCAAAGCAUCUGAUGUCCACCGAUGUUGUUUUAUUGGCAAAAUCUGGUCGGAUCUGUUUCGUCCAUCUGUUCAGUACCAGUCUAUGCCCAGAGACAGAAAACUUUAGUUUUGCUCCAUUUAUCUGACACCCAAUUUUAGACAGUUUCACACAACCUACUUUGGGAAAAAAAACAUCUCACAUGUAAUUUGGGAGAGGAUGCAUCAUGCUUUUCAAGCUUUUUUCUUUCCUUUAAAGGUGUAGUUUGUUUUUAUUUGUUUGAAGAGGGGUUGUAUGCGGCAUUUCUCAAUCGCAAGUGUAUUACCCACAGGGGAUCAUGGUCAGCGCAGGCACUUUGUUAAACAUUGUUUACAGAGCCAGAUCAGAAGUAAAUCCAUCAGUACCUACAGAUGGGACAGCUUUACCAUGUAAUGUAUUGAAUUACAACAAACCCAAACAAAAACACUAUUCUCGUUUAAAAGCACACCAUAUUUGGGAAUUUUUUCAGAAAUUGCUGUCAGAGGCCCUUUUCGUUUUUGCCCUAUUCUCAGAUGUGGUAUCUAGGUUCUGCCACCUGCAGUGCACUCAUCACCUUAUUGGCUCUGCAGGCUUCAAAAGAGGCAAAAGUACAACAAAACUAAAGAAUAAGGGAUUCUGACAGCACUGAUGACAUGCCAUUUACUGUUGUCACUAGUGGAUAUCUAUGCGCUGGAGUUUAAAGAGUAAUAGGACGACUUCACAAACUGUUUCCAGUUCUGUGGUAAAUGAAGAGCAGGAAAGAUCGAAAGUUACCUGGUGGUGCUGCAAACGCCUUCCUGUCACAACAGUCUUUUUAGAACCUCUCAGGAUCAGAGCAUACCAGCAAAUCACAUACAGCUGCAGUCUGCAUCACUAAAUUAGCCAGAUUUCCCUGCUGCACCAUGGGCUGGUUUGAACCAUCUUUGUUCAAUAUUCAGGAGUUCAAUCAGAAAAAAACAGAAGAUGCUUCUCCAGAGUGUGACAGUGCCAACUGUUCUUCACAUGAAUGUCUGGGUCUAGGAUGAAGAAACAAAAGGGAAGAGACUCAAUAAACAACACUAAACACUCAAGUGACUUACACAUCAUAGACCUAAUUAUUAGUUUGGUACACUUCAGGCAGAAGAACGCCAAAGUGCCAGCUCUGAGAAGAGUUCAAAUAUAAGAAAUGUAAAGUACUGAAGAAUUUCUUAAUGGAGCCUACGAUUACACCAGGAAUAGUGUUUUGGUUGAAGUUUGAUAAAAUUUGCUUAAAUGCUAGGUAGAGCUAGUGUGGUUGAUUGGCUAGGUUCUGGUCUGAUGCUGCUGCUGCUUUAUCAAAAAAAAAAAAAAAAAAAGAAUAAAGGCCAAGCUGACCGGGAUCUCCUGUGAAAAAAAAAACACUUACUAUUGACAAGUACAAUAUAAACUCACUUGGAAUAAAAAUAUCCUUUCAGUAUUUGUCUUAUAAAAAGGCUAAACUGUAUCUUCACAUGAAUGUCUGGGUCUAGGAUGAAGAAACAAAAGGGAAAAGACUCAAUAAACAACACUGAACACUCAAUGAAGCAAUCACUGAAGUGAUAUGUAUUAUGUAGAAACAUGAUAUUUAUUAUUACAGAACCUUUUGAAUUCUUAACAUCACUCUACCAACUGAAUAGAUGUUUUUAUUUUCAAAUGUUUAGAUCCAAGCACUUCUCUUAAUAUUCAUAAUAGGAUUUUCUUCAGAUUUGAAAGGAAGGUCUGGUUACUCUCUGGAGGAUUAUAAGAGACAGAUUUGAAGAAUGACAAUCACAAUAAAAUAAGUAUGGGGAUAAGAUUUUUAAAAAAGUGGAUCCUACUUGCAGCUUAAUGGCUUUUUUUUUUUGAACAGCUGUAUGUCCCAGCUGAUAAAGUAGGCUUUUUGUUUCCACCAGAUGACAUCGCAGUAGCACCAUCAGGAUUAACCUCUCAAACUUAACACAAAAAUCACUGUUACCUGUUUUGACAGGUUGAUAACUUUGAACUUCAACAAGCAAACUGACUCAACAGCAUGCGUGGAAGGAGCUAUUAUAAGCUUUUCAGCUUUUGGAAGCAGCUUGAACACGUAGUUGCAUCCAUGUUUAUGUUCUUUAUUUACACACUGCAUUUCUGUAUUGUAUGUGUGCGUGUUUGUGUGUCUAGGGAGAUGAUAUCUUGGACAGGAGCUCAGAACUCAUCUACACUGGGGAGUUGUCAUGGAUCUAUCAGCCGUAUGGACGCAGCCAGCAGCGAGUCUUCUUCCUCUUUGAUCACCAGCUGGUUCUCUGUAAGAAGGUAGGCUUUCUCUCUCUCUCUUGUUCUCUCCUCUCUCUUUGUUCCCUUUCUUGCCUUUUUUCUAAGAGCAUUGUUGGCUGAAAAACAAGCUGAUAAGCUAAAACACACCCUCAGUCUGUGCUCUUAAAAGUUGUGUAUCACAUGGCUGGUGACUGAGGUACUUUAAGACAAUGUGACUUCAUCAACCUCACUGGUGAGCUGCAAAAGGAUUAUGUAAUGCUGUAUGAGACGCACCAGCCCUCUGUGAAGAUGCGCUCAAAUCUUCUGCACCUUUUACAAAAUGGAGCUUUGGUACUUUGGGCUCUAAUGCACUGAGGCUGUGCUCUCCUGUCAGAUGGAUGUUCAUGCUUGGUUAGACUCUAUAACACAUGCACACAGAGACACUGCCACAAACGCAGACAGACACUCACGAAUACACGCACACGGGGGCUGAAUAACUGCGUCAUCCCACGAAUGCAUGUGUACACAAGUAGGAACAACGAUUUAAACCAUUAAACAGACAAACAAAGCCCUAUAGGUCGGUGAUUUUCUGUUUUUCUAUUCUCCGUCUCUCUCUCUCAUCUCUGGCACCAAAAAUGAACUCAAGUAUUCCUGACAGUCACCAUGUUUGUAAGCUGAUCUCAUCAGCUUAAUUAAUUCUGCUUCAAGACACACUGAAUUAUAAAACCCAGUCUUUGCUCUACACUUCCUCAUCCUCAUCUCGAACAUGUGUAAUGGCAGCCCUCAGGGUGAUGUGACAAACACGCUGCGUGUUGUCCUCCAUCUUUUCUUCCUAUCUCCUUAUCAGCACACAGAUGCACAUUUGUCCAUGCAUGCUUACAAAAAGAUGCCGCCCUUAUUUUUACAUCUUACCUUCGUCAACCUCAAAGUGAUUGUGAGUUGGUCCUGAGGCUAUGGAUAAAUAUAUUUAUAUAUAUAUAUUCUCCUGGAAAUUGCAAAGUCCUCAUAGAUUAAGGUUAUUUUUGGUUGUUGCACGGCUGCAGAAAUGGAAGAAUCAAUCAGUGUUUCAGUUGGAAAAUAAUUGAUGUGUGAAUAUUUUGACGACCGAUUUAUCAAUUGUCUUUCCUUUUUAGCAAAAUGCCAAACACUCUUUGAUUUCAGCUUCUGCAGAGAGAGAAUUUAAUGCCUUUUUGUCUUGUGUGAGGGUAAAUGAAAGUACUCUGGUUUUUGAGGUGUUGAUGGGUGAAACUGUCAGACAGAAGAUGUUAUCUUGGCUUGUGAGAAACUUUGAGAUUUCGUCACUUUUUCUAUUCUUCAGACCAAAGGUGUCUUAUUCAAGAAAACAGUUUAAGUUUUGUUAACAAGCAUUAAAAAUGAAUGUGAUGUGCUGCUCUGUGGUGAGAGAGUUGAAGACUUUAAAUCAAAGAUCCGCAGGUUUUUGAAUUUUAUGAGGUCAUGUCAGAUAACUUAUGAAUGAAUGAGUCAAGUCAAAUAUUGGUGGAUUUACAAUUCUUCUUUUACCACCUUGUCAAAAAACGUUCACACUUCUAUUUUGUUGUAAUGACUGUUAUUUACACACUCAUAUAUUUGCAGCCCAAUAUGUGCUGAGUCAGUUCAAAUCACUCCUCAUUUGCAGUGAACUGAUUUACUAGCUACCAUUUUAUUAGCUCAUUCUAAUCUUGAGUGUGUCAAUUUAUCUGUUUGGAGCCUAAAAAUGUCCAUGAGAUGAAUACAGUGCAAAGCUUUUAAAACUCUGACAGGAUGGUACAAAAUGAUGUUAAGAAAGUGCGACUGUCCAAACGUUUACAUGUAGUUAAAUCACAGCUGUUCAGGGGGUUUAUUUCAGACACAAUGCCUGUCUUUGAUAUCAAAGUAAGGCUGUGUCAACAUGACAGAAUGAACAAAUGCAGAAAUUAGAGAUGCACCAAUCCAAUUUUGUCUGAUCAAAUUCAAUACCGAUACUUGAGCUGAGCGUAUUGGCCGAUAUCCGAUACCGAUCCAAUACUACUGUUAAAAUAAUAAUCUGUUUACCUUGCCCUUGGAGUGAAGGCAUCAGGCUUGACAUUAGCCUUAUUAAAAAAAAAGGGUUUAGCAACAAAUUAACACAGAUAUAAAUUUACUUAAUAUUAUUUAUUAACAAAAAAAAAAUUGCACAUUAGCACACAGCAAAAAAAAGUAAGACUUCCCUGUAAACAUUUAGUGCAAAGAUAGAUAGAUAGAUAGAUAGAUAGAUAGAUAGAUAGAUAGAUAGAUAGAUAGAUAGAUAGAUAGAUAGAGCAAACAGAAUCACUGUGUUGUUGUGUAUGAUAUUAAUUAAAAGACUAAAAGACUGAUUGGAACGCUUGAUCGGCAUCAUUCAUCAGAUGUCCGAUCCAGUUAAUUUGUCAAUAUCGGAGCCAAUAUCCGAUUCAAAUAUGGAAUUUGCGCAUCGCUAGCAGAAAUCCACAAUCUCAAAAGAAUACAUUCAUAUAGGCCUACCUGCAAUAUUAGUUAUAAAGUGUUUAAAUAACUUAACUUGGAUCUCAAUCUCUUGUAUGAUACUCAAACAUACAUAGGGGUUGAUCAACUGGUGAUGAAAUAAUGACUAAAAUUAUGGAAAUAAACAGUUGAAAAUAUGGAAAAACCACAGUCAGAGUUUAUCACUGUGUUUCUGUGAGGUUGUGCCUUUGAUCGCAUACAUGAACAGAAAACCUUAUGAGUGUCCUUUUUUUGUUGAACUAGCGCUUUCUAUAUUUUGUGGUAGCAAGUGCCAAGCAGAUUUGUUGUGAAAUAUUGCAUUCUGCUAUGUGUGUGGAAGGUGUUUGUAUGUUUGGGCAGCAGAUGGAAAGGGUUGCAUAAGACAGACUCUCAGGAUAACAGGGGAGGGUUGCUUGUUGACACCUCUAUGGUUCAGCACACACACACACACACGCACGCAUGCACGUACGCACAUUAACAGACAUCUUUCCCGCUCUUCCGCAGGACCUGAUACGUCGGGACAUUCUGUACUAUAAGGGACGCAUCGACAUGGACCGCUAUGAGGUGCGGGACGCCAUUGAUGGGCGUGACGAUGACUUCAACGUCAGCGUGAAGAAUGCAUUUAAAUUGUGCAACAAAGACAGCGAGGAGAUCCACAUCUUCCUGGCCAAGAAGCCAGAGGAGAAGAUUCGCUGGCUCAGGGCCUUCCAUGAGGAGAGGAAGAUGGUGCAGGAGGAUGAGAAAAUCGGUUAGUCACGCACCUCCCUGUUUGGAAAGCACCCGCUUCAUUGACAAUGGCCAACAGAGCUUCUGCUACAUGUGCUUGCUGUUUGCCUCAUGGAGACUUAUUUAGUACAAAAAUGGAUUCCCUUGCUUGUGUAAAUGAAGGAAAAAUCAAAGUUAUGUGAGGCUGACAAUUAAGUUUAAGCUUUGAUUGGCAGGGUCAUGCUCAAAAUGUUGUCAAGGAAGCAUCAGAGGACACUUCUUUGUAUGAUUAAGCUUUUGUACUUAAUAUAUAUUAAGGUGACUAUAUUCUGAAUCCCCAAAAAGAGGACACUAAUACGGACGGCAGAGUCGAAGAGUCGCGCAUAGUAAAUUUUGAGAGUUUUUCAGGUCGGGUCGUGUUUUUUUUACAUGCUUCCAACUCAGUUAGUCCACACUACACAAACUCAACACUUCCACACAAAAUCCCAGACAUUUUAAGGAUUUUAUAAACUCCCCCAGACAAGGCCAGAAAGCCCCCCAAAAAGAGGGCAGGUCUGGGUAAAAAAGGACGUAUGGUCACUCUAAUAUAUAUCCUAAGUCAUUCUUGAUUAACGGUUUUCAAUGCUAAGUAUGUCAUUGUUAGAUUCUUACCUUACAAGUUAACGUUUGAUACCACAUGAAAACAAGUAUAUUCAUACUUUGUUUGAAAGCUAUAUACAGCUAAUCCUGUAGGGGUGUGAUCAGCUUGUAUUCCUGGCCAGAUACACAACCCCCUAACCCUAAAUACAAGCUGAUGUUAGCAUUAGCAUUAGUUAUUAUUGUCGCGUUUACAUGUGAUGUUGAAGUCUUGAAUUUUGCUAGUUUUGGCAACUGUUUACGCUUUCAUGAAAGCCAAGCUUAACUCAGUCCACUUAGUCAUUCUAGUGCAGAUGCUCCUUGUGGAAGCCAUUUUAUUGCUGUGAAGGUAAUAUGGAUGAGCUAAUCAAUUUUGAGGGCUUAUAGAUAACCGUAUUGAAUAAACACAUUGACCGGCCGACUGGCAGAUACAUCCUUUAGGCAGCAUUAUCUACCCGCGGCAUUAGUGUCAAAAUAUCUCAAGCAGUGCUGAAAAUGUGCCGGAUUGACGUUGUUUCUUGUUGUUUAGGUUUUGAGAUCUCUGAGUACCAGAAGCGACAGGCGGCUAUGACAGUGAGAAAGGUGACCAAACAGAAAGGUGAGGCAACAAGAAGAUAUCAGGUGAUUUUCCUUUUCUUUUCCUCGCUGGUGUGCUCUGUCUUCUCAUCGCUGUUUACUCUUCCUUUAACCUGCUCUCUUUUUUUACUUUCUACACCUUUUUUGAAACAUGCUUCUUUGUUUACAAAUGGACAUAGACUAUCUGUGUACUUAGUAAGCGAUAAAAUUGAAGUGGAUUCAUGUUGUCACACUAUAGUAGUUUCACUAUUUUCGCUUUAAGAUAAUUGUCUGUUAGUCUGCACAUGAGCUUGACAUGAGGAUGAGUUUUAAGGCAGCUGUUAAGCAUCAAUGAAAAGACAGAGGGCUGUUUGCAUGAAGUAUUGAGUUUAAAGGGAGAUACCAGCCCUGCUGACAUGUGGGUCUUGUUUCACGCUUGUCUUGGAAAAAAAUAUUACCUCAGACACCUGUUUGCAUUUUUUCCCCUACUGAGUUAGCCUAGUUGUUGGCUCUUAUUACUUUUACAUCCAGGUGAUUAAAUCAAAAACUAAAAAACAAACUUUCUGUUGAUAUGUUCUUCUAAUAGAAGGUUAAUCCGCCUUUACGUUUUUUAAAUUGGUUAAGUUUGUGAUAUAUUCAGUUAACGCUGUUUAAGUCUCUCCAACAGCAACUAUCUCAGUAACAGGAAAACAUGUCAAGCGAGUUAUUCAAGGCUUUUUUUUUCUUAGCUAAGCAUCUGUCAGAGGACCCACAUGUCUAAACUGCUGGCAUCACCCUUUAAGAUUUAGCUGUUUUAGUGCCAGGCUAGAUGUUUGUACAUUUACCAUUACUGAUGUUCUUGCUAUUGCCAGAUUCACGAUAAGCAUGACCAUCCAUUAAAGUAUUAAUUAACCAAUAUCCACUGCUGGAAUGUUCUCUCUGACGUUAGGUUCCCUGUAGAUGUCUGUCAGAAGUUUAUGUUGUGUGUUUCUAAGUGCUGUAUGUGUACAUGGCUGGCACAAGGUGAAGUACUCUCUUGAAUUUCAGAUUCAUUUAUAGAUUUCAUCUUGAGAAAGAGGGCCAUGUUGUAUGGACAUGGUUUGAAAAUGAUAAAGGUAUAUGCAUUAGAGUUCUCCUUAGAGCUAGCACAAUAAGAUGCCAUGGCAACUGCUAAGCAGCAUUGGGAGGUGUUCUGAUUAACAUUGGAGCAUGCAGUCACUGUCCAAUCUGUUUACAAGCAUUAUCUUGACUUUCCAAGAUAAACAGGCCCCACUAACACAAAGAGAUCGAACCCUUUUAACUGCAAAAACAGUUUUGGGCUAAAUACCCGUAACAAAAAGACACUGUUUCUCAUCUUUUGUUUUCCUUUCUGAGAUGCCAUGGCAACUUUUGAAUAUCUCAUCUCCAAAUAUUGAUUGUAUCUAAUUUUUAACUGCACUAGCUUAGUUGUGAUGCUUGUAGACUGUAGCUUAAUGACAUUGUAGACUGUAGUUUAAAUGCAUAUUAACAGCUUUUUGUUGGCUCUAUUUUUGCCACUCUUGUGUUCUCAAGUGUUCGGGGGUGCUAUUCAAACAAAUGUGCUGUCUACAAACAUGGAGGAACAGUGUCUCCCCGUCAAAGUGCCUGGUUUCAUCCCCGUAUCAGAUACAAUCUGUCGGUUCUCUUGUUUGCCUGCGACAGAGUUUGAUUGAAUAGCACCUAAAGUCUCCCUUGUGUCAUUGCUAGAGCUGAAUCUGACCUCUCUCACGAUUCAGCUGUCAUCAUAUGAUCACACUGUAUCAUAUCGCAGGUUUAAUAUGCAGGAAUGUUUACAGUGAAAGCUCAUCUGUACGUCUGUGUGCCUGUUUUCUUUGGAAGCAUGACUCGAUGUUGUGUUGUUGUGUCUGUUUCCGAUCCAUUACUGAUGAUGUUUCCUCUUUAUUAUCCACCUCCUUUCUUUUUCUCUAUCGCUUUGCGCCCUGCAACGCCUCCUUGAACCCCCACCCUCACCCCUCCCCACUUCUUGCUCUAUUUGCACCUGCCUUCUUAGGUGUAAACAGGUGCACACCCCCCUCAUACCCGCCCCCCCAGGACCCCCUCUCUGCGGGGCAGUAUGAGGUAACGGAGGACAUGGCACAAGGAGAGGUUUUUGAAUUCAGUCAAUCCAAAAGAGGCCAGGCUCCUUUCUGGCAGAAUUUUAGUAGAUUAGCUCCAUUUAAGAAAUAG